GUGCUACAACAGAAGCAUUAUACAGAAGAAACAUUCUCUUCAUACACGGAACGAAGUAGAAGAACGUCAAAGAGAGCCAUCGUCUCCUCUCCCUUAGUUGGAUUAUCAAGUUGUGUUACAGGCAGGAGAGAUGGAUCAGAUAAUGAACAAGGUGGGGUCUUAUUGGCUAGGACAAAAGGCAAACAAAGAGUUCAACUCGGUCGGUGACGACUUCAAUUCAUUGUCUAGCAGUAUUGAAGGAGGUACCAAGUGGUUGGUCAACAAACUCAAAGGAAAAAUGCAGAAGCCAUUGCCUGAGCUGCUGAAGGAGUUUGGUUUACCUGUUGGGAUCUUUCCACAGGACGCCACAAACUACGAGUUCAACGAAGAGACGGGUAAGUUGACUGUCUUCAUCCCCGAGACCUGCGAGGUUGGGUACAGAGACUCAUCGGUCCUGCGGUUUUCAACCACGGUAACUGGUUACCUGGAGAAAGGGAAGCUAGCUGAAGUGGAAGGCUUGAAAACAAAGGUGAUGAUUUGGGUGAAAGUGAGUUGUAUCUCAGCAGAUGCGUCAAAGGUAUAUUUCACGGCUGGGAUGAAGAAAAGCAGGAGCAGAGAUGCUUAUGAGGUUAUACGGCCUGGUGUUACUGUUGAUAAAUUCUAACUUAUGGAUGCUUUGCCAAGUUGUUUUUUGUAUGUAUGUAUGCUUUUUAACUCCUUGUGUCAAAAGUAAGCUCUGAUGAAGCAAACCCUUUACUUGGAAACGUUGGGUACUUGAAUGAGCUUUGUAGCAGUAAA
Molecule: messenger RNA, 777 nt
Organism: Raphanus sativus (radish)
Lineage: Eukaryota; Viridiplantae; Streptophyta; Magnoliopsida; Brassicales; Brassicaceae
Exons: 3
Coding region: 131-643 (170 amino acids)
Source: RefSeq, a predicted model, not a curated record